AUGGCACCUUUAGUGAGCUCCUCUCUACUCAGCUGCCUCCCCUCCCUCCUGCCCUUCCUCCUCCUCCAGCUGUCCUCCAGCAAUGCCGGACAGUUCAGAGUGACAGGACCAAGGCACCCCAUCCGGGCUCUUGUGGGAGAUGAAGCAGAAUUGCCAUGCCGCAUAACCCCUGGCAAGAACGCCACAGGCAUGGAGGUGGGGUGGUACCGACCCCCCUUCUCUAGGGUGGUCCAUCUCUACCGAAAUGGCAAAGACCAAGAUGGAGAGCAGGCACCUGAAUACCGGGGCCGGACAGAGCUGCUGAAAGAGCACAUUGGUGAGGGAAAGGUCACGCUCAAGAUCCGGAAUGUAAGGUUCUCAGACGAAGGAGGUUACACCUGCUUCUUCCGAGAUCAUUCUUACCAAGAGGAGGCAGCAAUGGAACUGAAAGUGGAAGAUCCCUUCUAUUGGAUCAACCCUUGGGUGCUGGUUCUCCUGGCAGUGCUGCCUGUGCUCCUCCUGCAGAUCACCGUGGGCCUUGUCUUCCUCUGCCUGCAGCACAGACUCAGAGGGAAACUUCGAGCAGAGAUUGAGAAUCUCCACCGGACUUUUGAUCCCCACUUCCUGAGGGUGCCCUGCUGGAAGAUAACCCUGUUUGUAAUAGUGCCGGUGCUCGGACCCCUGGUCGCCUUGAUCAUCUGCUACAACUGGUUGCAUCGGAGACUAGCAGGUGCAGUGCCCGGGCAGCAAACGCACCCCUGA
Talpa occidentalis (Iberian mole) is the source of this 741-nucleotide messenger RNA. It is a transcript of the gene MOG, whose product is annotated as myelin oligodendrocyte glycoprotein. Gene Ontology annotation, cellular component: external side of plasma membrane. Bases 1 to 741 code for a protein of 246 amino acids. Gene Ontology annotation, molecular function: signaling receptor binding. The transcript has 6 exons. Gene Ontology annotation, biological process: T cell receptor signaling pathway; regulation of cytokine production. The record is from RefSeq and is a predicted model, not a curated record. NCBI's taxonomy places the organism in Eukaryota, Metazoa, Chordata, Mammalia, Eulipotyphla, Talpidae.